GCAAUAAGUGCCCGUGACCCGGACCCUCGAGGCGCCAAUCUUUGUCAAAAUCCGAAUCAAUUCAGUAACAAUUAAUAAAAAUUUAAAAAAAUUCAUUCAAAUCGUUCAAGAUUUCAAGAAGGAGGCAGAAAACAAUAGUUGGAUCUCGUGUUUCAGUUUUGGGGAAAGAAUGUAUUGUUUAUGUAAAGAACUUCGGGAUGACUGUUCCUUACCAAUACUAAUGUGUUGUUUAGUUUUAAAAAAUCGAACCAAGUUUUCCCUACAGAGACGUGACACUUAGGAAGGGUGUGCAGUUUAAGGACCAGUAUGACAUCCAGUCGGAAAUUGGCAGGGGAAAAUUUGGCACAGUUUACCGAUGCAAGGAAAAGAAAAGUGGAUUGGCUUUGGCGGCCAAGGUGGUGAAUACCACGAGGAAGGAAGACAGACGGACUGUAGAACGAGAGGUCGAAAUCAUGAGAAGGUUACAGCAUCCUCGUUUGAUUCAACUUUACGAUGCUAUCGAAACUGGGAAACAAAUCUACGUCAUUUUAGAACUCAUCCAGGGCGGUGAAUUAUUCGAAAGAGUAAUUGACGAUGACUUUGUUUUAACUGAAAGAAGUUGUGCGGUCUUUAUGCGACAAAUUUGCGAAGGGAUUGAAUUUGUUCACGCUCAGCAUAUUUUACAUCUUGACAUGAAACCAGAAAAUAUUUUGUGUCUCACAAAAGAAGGAAACAGGAUAAAAAUAAUUGAUUUUGGAUUGGCGAGGGAGUAUGACCCCAAAAAGAAGCUACAAGUUCUCUUUGGAACUCCAGAGUUCGUCGCGCCAGAAGUUGUGAAUUUCGAUCAAAUCGGCUUUGGCACCGACAUGUGGAGCAUCGGUGUCAUCUGCUAUGUAUUAUUGUCUGGAUUAUCCCCAUUCAUGGGUGACACUGAUAUAGAAACAAUGGCGAAUGUAACGAUCGCUAAGUACGAUUUUGACGAUGAAGCUUUCUCCGGAAUAUCAGAAGACGCCAAAGAUUUUAUCAAAUCUCUUCUAAUCAAAGAUUUAUCAAAAAGAAGUACUGCGUCCCAGUGUCGCCAACAUCGAUGGCUGGCCCAGAAGAAGAUGCAAUCUCCAUCCGAGCUGAUCAACGGUCUAAAGGUAGAAGAAAUAAAGACGAAUGGACAUCCAGUACCAAAAACGACUAAACAGGAGUUGGAUGUUACCAAGGACAACUUGAGGCUUUUCGUCGAAAGGUGGCGUGAACAUCCAGAUAGUCCCUACACGAUUGAAACUGACAUUACACCUGUUGGUUCACCAGAAGUAACCGAAGGUCUACCGCUAAUGCAAAACAACAACAACAAUAUGGAAUCUAUGUCCCUUAGGUGUCACAGUCCAUCACCCUGCGGAAGUCUUUCCAGCUCUAUGUCUGAUUCCACAGCCUCAACUCGAGACAAUGGAUCAGGAUCUCUUCUUUCCGUUCCGAAUCUAGGAUUAGCCUUCGAAAGACGAGCCUCGGAAGGAGCAAAUGUCGAAAAAGCCAGAGAUGCUGCAGCCCAGAUCAUCCUCGCUGAAGAGAUCAUCAAAUUGUCAGAACAUCUGCGUUCCAUUGCGAUGGGACAGCGUGAAUCCGAAAGCUCUUCUGAUGACAAAUCUAAAGCAUCUUCAGAAGAUAAAACUAAAGCUACUUCAGUCAAAAAACCCCAAGCUUCUUUAAUAAACAAAUCAGACGCUUCCUCUCUACCACUGACAAAGACAAAAGAGAAAAAGAAGACUGUUGUCAAGAAUGAAGGGAAGAAACCACAAACCCAAAAACCAAUAAGAAGUAAAGAAGACAUGAUCAAAACCAAAGAAGAGAAAAAGCCCAAAGAAGACAUAAAACCAAGACUGGUGAAGACGACCUCAGAAGAAACCGAAAGCAACGAAAUAUCUGAAAAGCUCUCAAACAUCACGAGGCAGAGGAAACUGAAUGGUACAACCUUCAAUGGUAAUCGCUUUGAAAAAUACGCAGACACUUCCUCUUCCAGUAAUGUCUUUACCCUCAAGAAGACAAGCAAGUACAACACGGUAGUUUUCAACGAGAGUUUCUCCACCAAGAUUACAGAUAAUUUUAGUGUCAACUCUUCUAGAAGGUCCGAGUCUGAAGCCAACUCUUCACUCUGUGAUGAUCUUGAGAAAGAAAUGGACCUCAGUCCACCCUGGAGAAAGUCAAGGUCUAAACGAAGGUUUAGCGAAUCUUGUAGGGAUGUUCCAAGGAUCACGAAUCUUCAAGAUAUGCACAAGACUUUGAAUCUUGAUGAGCCAAAGAGCACCAAAGAUUUGUUGUUGCAUCUUCUAACUGAGUGGGAUGACACAAGACCUAGUGCAAUUGGAAGGAAGUCCAGUGUCGACUGGUGUGGAGAAGAAUCUGUUGCGAGGAUGUCCAUGAACUCGUUGGCCGAGUAUUUUCAAUCUGAACAAAAAAAAAGUGCAACAACAACUCCUAAGGUUACACCAUCGAUACAUCGAUGAUGGAGUUAGGAUCUUGAUCUGCACUUGUUGCUUUUCUUUGGCUCGGCGACCUCUUGGUGUAGUGAAUGUGGCUGACAUUGUCGAGUAUUAUUUUUGAAAUUUUUAAUAUUUUUCCAUGAAAAGAAGGUGGUAAAAUAGAAUGACUGAAAGCUGAUUGUAUAUUGAAAAGUAAAAGUAUAGUAUUAAUAUAUAUUUGUCUACAAAAA
This is a messenger RNA of Belonocnema kinseyi, 2677 nucleotides long. Its product is annotated as probable myosin light chain kinase DDB_G0271550. Gene Ontology annotation, molecular function: protein serine/threonine kinase activity; ATP binding. The record is from RefSeq and is a predicted model, not a curated record. Gene Ontology annotation, cellular component: nucleus. The transcript has 7 exons. Bases 453 to 2471 code for a protein of 672 amino acids. NCBI's taxonomy places the organism in Eukaryota, Metazoa, Arthropoda, Insecta, Hymenoptera, Cynipidae. Gene Ontology annotation, biological process: intracellular signal transduction; positive regulation of apoptotic process; protein phosphorylation.